UUUCUUCUCCACCGAACCAUUUUCUCUUCUUAUCUUUUAAUAGUAUUAAUAAUCCUAUACUUUCACAUUCCUCACUUCCGCAAUCUUCUUCUAUGCUUAGAAAAACACUUCUUCUCUCUACUUCUUGUUUUUCUCGCCACUUCCUUACUCCUUUUACUGGUAAUAAAUUAUCAUCUUCGUGUCUAACAUCUUAUCGCUCUUCUCUAACCUCAUUUUCUUGGCCUCUUCCUGCCUUUUUUCACACUCACACUGUCCUUGCGAUGGCUGAACGUCCUGCCGAAACCACUUCCACUUCUCAUAAGCACACUAACCGUCUUGCUGCUGAGCACAGUCCUUAUCUUCUACAACACGCCCAUAACCCUGUUGAUUGGUAUCCAUGGGGUGAAGAAGCUUUCGCUGAAGCACGAAGAAGAGAUGUGCCUAUCUUCUUAUCCAUUGGAUACAGCACUUGUCAUUGGUGCCAUGUUAUGGAGGUGGAGUCUUUUGAGGACGAAAGCGUUGCAAAAUUGUUGAAUGAUUGGUUUGUUAGUAUUAAGGUGGAUCGAGAGGAACGACCAGAUGUUGAUAAGGUUUAUAUGACAUUCGUGCAAGCAUUGUAUGGCGGUGGAGGAUGGCCACUUAGUGUCUUUCUCUCACCUGAUUUGAAACCUUUAAUGGGCGGGACUUACUUUCCCCCAGAAGAUAAUUAUGGAAGACCAGGAUUUAAGACUUUACUAAGAAAGGUGAAGGAUGCUUGGGACAAGAAGAGGGAUGUGCUGAUUAAGAGUGGAGCCUUCGCCAUUGAGCAGCUGUCUGAAGCAUUAUCAGCAAGUGCAAGUACAAAUAAAUUGCCAGAUGGACUUCCACAAAAUGCUUUGCGUUCGUGUGCAGAGCAACUUUCUCAAAGUUACGAUGCCAGGUUCGGUGGGUUUGGAUCUGCCCCUAAGUUUCCUAGACCUGUUGAGAUCCAAUUGAUGCUUUACCAUGCAAAAAAGUUGGAGGAUUCUGAAAAGGUUGAUGACGCAAAGGAAGGUUUUAAGAUGGUUUUCUCUAGCUUGCAAUGCAUGGCAAAAGGGGGAAUCCAUGAUCACAUUGGAGGUGGCUUUCACAGAUACAGUGUGGAUGAACGUUGGCAUGUUCCUCAUUUUGAGAAAAUGUUGUAUGAUCAAGGCCAACUUGCUAAUAUUUACUUGGAUGCGUUCUCCAUUACCAAUGAUGUCUUUUAUUCGUUUGUAUCACGGGAUAUUCUUGAUUAUUUGAGAAGGGAUAUGAUUGGACAAAAGGGUGAAAUCUUUUCCGCUGAGGAUGCUGAUAGUGCUGAGCAUGAAGGUGCUAAAAAGAAAAGGGAAGGAGCCUUCUACGUCUGGACCGAUAAAGAGAUUGAUGACAUCCUUGGAGAGCAUGCAACUCUUUUUAAGGAUCAUUAUUACAUAAAGCCUCUUGGCAAUUGCGACCUUUCUAGAAUGAGUGAUCCUCAUAACGAAUUUAAGGGAAAAAAUGUGCUUAUUGAAUUAAAUGAUCCCUCAGCAUUGGCAUCAAAACAUGGCUUACCCAUUGAAAAAUAUCAAGAUAUUUUGGGUGAAAGCAAGCGAAUGCUUUUUGAUGUAAGAGCAAGACGACCAAGGCCACAUUUGGAUGAUAAGGUAAUUGUAUCAUGGAAUGGACUUGCAAUUUCAGCUUUUGCAAGAGCUUCUAAGAUUCUUAAGAGAGAAAGUGAGGGCACAAGAUAUAACUUUCCUGUUGUUGGUUGUGAUCCCCGGGAGUAUAUAGAAGUUGCAGAGAACGCAGCAACAUUUAUUAGAAAACACCUCUAUGAAGAACAAACACGCCGGCUUCAGCACAGCUUUAGGAAUGGUCCAUCUAAAGCACCUGGGUUCUUAGAUGAUUAUGCUUUUUUGAUAUCUGGGCUGCUAGAUCUUUACGAAUUUGGUGGUGGGAUCUACUGGCUAGUGUGGGCAACUGAACUGCAGAACACCCAGGAUGAAUUAUUUCUUGAUAAAGAGGGGGGAGGCUAUUUUAAUACCCCAGGGGAAGAUCCUUCAGUUCUCCUCCGAGUAAAAGAAGACCAUGAUGGAGCAGAGCCCUCUGGGAACUCGGUCUCUGCAAUUAAUCUCAUAAGGUUGGCCUCUAUGGUGACUGGUAGUAAAUCCGAAUGUUACAGACACAAUGCAGAGCAUCUUCUGGCAGUUUUUGAGACGAGACUAAAAGACAUGGCUAUGGCGGUGCCCUUGAUGUGUUGUGCUGCAGACAUGAUUUCAGUGCCUUCCAGGAAGCAAGUUGUCUUAGUUGGCCACAAGCCUUCUUCAGAGUUGGAUGAUAUGCUGGCUGCUGCUCAUGAAUCGUAUGAUCCCAAUAAAACAGUAAUUCAUAUAGAUCCAACAAACAAUGAAGAAAUGGAGUUUUGGGCAGACAAUAAUAGCAACAUUGCUCUCAUGGCAAAGAAUAAUUUUACUGCAGAUAAGGUGGUAGCUGUUGUCUGCCAAAACUUCACAUGCAGUCCCCCAGUUACAGACCCCAAAUCUCUUAAAGCUUUGCUUUCCAAGAAACCUGCUGCUGUAUAAAGCUUUCCAUUUCAUGACUGCAAUGGAUAUUGUAGGUGUUUGUAGAAAUAUUUUCACUAGUUGAGAAUCAGGCCAGGGGACGAAACUGGUGGAUAUCAGCAUGGUCUCUAGUUGAGGUGAUGUAUGGUGGAGACCCGGAGCAGGAAGACAACUUUUAUUAUGACCCCUGGCCUAUGCUACAACAAUGUAAAUUGUACAUUCACGUAGAUUUAGUAGUAGGUAGCUCUCUUGACAAUGUUACUUGGUACCUUUUGAUUAAAUGUUUGUUCCGGAUCAGGCGGUUGAUGGCCAUCCAUGCUAUUUCUAUGGCACUCAAAAAGUUGCCCAGCAAUGUUUCAAUGAAAAUGAAUUCUCCGUUAAUCCGAUUA
This is a messenger RNA of Ricinus communis (castor bean), 2908 nucleotides long. RefSeq names its product spermatogenesis-associated protein 20. Gene Ontology annotation, cellular component: chloroplast. The record is from RefSeq and is a predicted model, not a curated record. The transcript is spliced from 15 exons. Bases 93 to 2540 code for a protein of 815 amino acids. Gene Ontology annotation, biological process: carbohydrate metabolic process. Lineage: Eukaryota; Viridiplantae; Streptophyta; Magnoliopsida; Malpighiales; Euphorbiaceae.